AUCGGCUUAUUUAAGAAGUUAAUAUCGCUCAUCCCUAUUUCCAGAUAAUGCAAUAUUUUUUAUUUACGUGUAACAAAAAUGAAUUGUUAAAAUAAAUUGGCAAUGAUUGUGUUUCUCCUCUGGGUGUCUUUAUUAUUAGUAUCUGUGGCGGUAUUGUCAUUUAUUUCCUUGAGACAAUGGUUGCUAAGUCGGAAAAAUAAGUUGCAUUCAACGUCUGGAAAUGCUAUUAACGUGGGCAUUUUCCACCCGUACUGCAAUGCGGGUGGUGGCGGUGAACGCGUUUUGUGGUGCGCCGUAAAAGCGUUGCAGGAAAAGUAUCACAAUGCCAAGUUGAUUAUUUACACGGGCGAUAUAGACGCCUCUCCCAAUUCCAUAUUGCAAAAGGCCAAAAAUGUGUUCAACAUUGCCGUUGAUAGUGACAAUGUAAAGUUUGUCUUUCUGAAGCACCGCCAAUGGGUCGAGGCCAAAAACUAUCCCCACUUCACAUUGCUGGGCCAGAGUAUUGGAUCGAUGGUCAUGGGCCUAGAGGCGUUGUGCAAGUUUCCGCCUGAUAUCUUUAUUGACACCAUGGGGUAUGCGUUCACGUUUCCUCUGUUUCGGUAUUUGGCCCAGUGCAAAGUGGGAUGCUAUGUGCAUUAUCCGGUCAUCAGUACGGAUAUGUUGAAGAGGGUUCAGCAGCGCCAGAUGUCCCACAAUAACAAGAAGUACGUGGCGAGAAAUCCGUUCCUCACUUGGACUAAAUUGACCUACUACCAAUUAUUCUCAAAGAUGUACAAGUGGGUCGGUUGUUGCGCUGAGACAAUUAUGGUGAACUCCUCUUGGACGGAGAAUCACAUUCUGCAGCUUUGGGAUGUGCCAUUCAAGACCCACAGAGUGUACCCACCGUGUGAGGUCAGCCACCUGAAAAAUCUUCAGCACACCGGAAAGGGCGAGGAAUUUAUCAUCCUAUCUGUCGGACAAUUUCGUCCGGAAAAAGAUCACCCCCUUCAACUGCAGGCCAUAUACGAACUGCGAACUCUUUUGGCCCAGGAUGAGGCCCUUUGGAACAGAAUAAAGCUUGUUAUUGUGGGAUCCUGCCGAAAUGAAGAGGACUAUGACCGUUUGAAGAACAUGCAAGACUUGACCAAACAUCUGUCCCUCGAAAAUAAUGUUCAAUUUAAAGUAAAUGUCCCGUACGAUGACCUGCUUAAACUGUAUCAAACCGCAAGCAUCGGUUUACACACCAUGUGGAACGAACACUUUGGAAUUGGAAUCGUUGAAUGUAUGGCGGCUGGCCUUAUUAUGGUGGCGCACAGGUCUGGAGGACCCCUGCUUGACAUUGUAGAAACCUCUGAGGGAAGUCAGAACGGGUUCCUAGCUACUGAUGCAGUUGAAUAUGCGGAAAAUAUAUUAAAUAUUAUUGUUAAUAACGACGAAAUGAACGGAAUUCGAAGUGCUGCAAGAGCUUCGGUUGAAAGGUUUUCUGAGCAAGAAUUUGAGAAAAACUUUCUGAGAGCUGUGUCAACACUGUUCACAAACGUUUAAAACAAUAAAAACAAUUCUUAUCAUGAGUA
Drosophila ficusphila is the source of this 1553-nucleotide messenger RNA. RefSeq names its product GDP-Man:Man(3)GlcNAc(2)-PP-Dol alpha-1,2-mannosyltransferase (gene Alg11). The transcript is spliced from 5 exons. The record is from RefSeq and is a predicted model, not a curated record. Gene Ontology annotation, biological process: protein N-linked glycosylation. Gene Ontology annotation, molecular function: GDP-Man:Man(3)GlcNAc(2)-PP-Dol alpha-1,2-mannosyltransferase activity. The coding region runs from base 103 to 1524 and encodes 473 amino acids. Gene Ontology annotation, cellular component: endoplasmic reticulum membrane. NCBI's taxonomy places the organism in Eukaryota, Metazoa, Arthropoda, Insecta, Diptera, Drosophilidae.